GGCCACAAAAUAUUACAAAGUAAACUUCCUGUAUGACGUCACGUCACAUGCAAACAAAAUGGAGGACAGUCUUCCGGCAAAAAUGAUAAUAUAUUUAUUUCUUGCCAGUUGUUUAUGUAAGGCUAUUGUUAGCCAGAAGUUAGUGGUAACACAUGCACCAGGCUAUGUACAAUUUCUGGAACAGAAAGAGCCACUCCAGACCAGUGAAGUUCCUAAAGUGAUAUCUCAUACACUUGGCAUUCCUAGCCAUUCUGAUAUAAAAUGGAAAGGUCUCUUGCAAGGGUCAGUCUUUCAGCGCCCAAAAGCCAAUGUUCUCGUUACAGUACAGAUGGUGGAAGGACAGCCUGACCUGAAGCUUGUUAGCAAAGCUGAAUUUCCUGUCAACUUGGAUGUUGCUGGUGUUGAUGUAAGUGGAUUGAUGGCCUCACUACAGGGAAACUUUUUAGACAAAAAUCCUCUUCUCCUGGAUGCUGGUCUUGACAAUAGUAUAUUUGACAUUCAGUCAGAAUUUGAUGUGUUCCGCAAAUUGCCAAACACGCUGCUUAGAAUGUCAGACAGGUUAUUAGAUGCUGAUUCUGUGGCCCAAGAACACACUACUGGGACCUUGAACACUAGUUUGACCAGCGAUCUAUCAUUGAUGGGGGAAUUACAGAUGAUUCAAGAUGUUUUGAAAACUGUUGAGGGAGAAGAGAAAUUAAUGAAGUCUCAAACACCGGAUUUCUACAGUUUUAUGAUUGGUGGAUUACCGAGAGUUGCUGAUAAACAUGGUAAACAAUCAACCCAGUCACAAGAUGCUUCAACUCUUGUCUCAGAUUUCCUUAAUAAGAUGACGGAACAGUUAAAGACGUUGUAUAAGGACAAUGUAGUUGUUGAAGUUCUUGCUGUACAUUCCCCACAUGAUAACUUAAUUAGAAAAAGUAGAAGUCUUAAAGCUGUUGAAGAAACUAAAAAAAAUGUGACCGGCUAUAACUUAGCAAUGGACUAUGACGAGAUGUACCCAGUGACCUUCAAUAUCUGUCUAUGGCUAAUGAUUUUACUAGCUAUUACAGUAUUUGGUGUGUGUUACAGUAUCUGGAACAUGGACCCAGGACGUGAUAGUAUCAUAUACAGAAUGACUACCACUAGAUUGAAGAAAGACUAAAAUUUCAUGAUCUGUAGCAUUUAUUUUCAAGUUACUUGUAGAAAUGUCCCUUGAACUGUGCUAGAGUAGAUAUUAAAUGGAUUUUUAGUGUAAAAGUUGUGUUCAAGGUUAUAAAAACUUCAUAUAGAAACCUGUCUGGAUUCACAAGCUUUUGAUUGGCUUAUUCUGUUAACCAUUUUGAAAUUGGCCAAUGGCAGGGCAGGGUUGUCAGACUGGUUUCAAAUUUCCAUUUUACAACUUUGGACUGUAUGCUAGUUUCACAUGAAUAUAUGUGUGAAAGGUACAAAAAGGGUAAGAUGACAUUCCAUUUGUAAAGUAAUAGUUUUGCAUUGUUAUGAAUUUUAUGAAUCUGUUAAGACAGAUCUAUAAUGCUUAAUCUAUCAAUUAUUCACGUGCAAAUUGAACAAAAAUCCUGUAACUACCUUAUAUAGAAUGCAUAUUUUAUUUGUGUCUUUUAUUUAGAACAAUAAUAUUUGAAAGAACAUUGACUUAUACAGAGAAUCUUCCUGUGUAAAAAUUAACAAAUAUAUUACUUUUUCACCAUAUCUGUAUAAUAGGUGUUAAAACUCCCUCCUAUGAAGUCAAUGGAAAAAUGUGAUUUCCUGAUUCCUGCUAGUCAAAUAUGUGGAUAUAUGUCUUGUAUCUAGGUUGAUCUAUGCCUUACAAUAAACAAAAAUAGAAAUAACGGAAAGAAAUUUAACAAAUAAAUACCAAGAAACACAGUGUCAGCAUUUUUCAACUCUUUAAAGAAACUGCCUCCAGAUUUUUGCUUCUUUGAUUAGAUAUUAAAGAAUUAAUUUUGAAUUUAACAGGCUUAAAUUUUUAGAAAUAUUUCAAUAAACUUUAGAGUGAAUAAUCAUUUUGUCAACUUUUUAUAGUACCAGUAAUAAAUCAGUGGUAUACGGCAGUAACAGACAUGAAAAUUUACGAAUUGGUCCAAAUCAAAUCAUGUGUAUAAAUAUUUUUUCUACCUGUGUAGACUAAUAACAAGAAAAUAUUUCUGAAAAAUGUAAGUUAAAAAUCAUGCCCCCUGAUUUUGUGAUGUUUUAUCUACAGUAGAAAUAAUAUUGUGUAUAAAUGAUAACAAAUUACUUGUAUAUUAAUUUGAAUAUAAUAAAUUAUUGUUUAUGUAAAGUGAUAUGAUUUAUUUAUAAUUCUUAAAUGAUUUGUAUGAAUGAUUCAUGGUAGUUGUAAGUACUGCAGCUUGCAAAUUAUUUGCCUUCUGGUUAAACAUGAAUGUUGCCCAUGCAAAAAUAAAACUUCAUAACAUAGCUUUACCAGAUUCUGUUGAUGAAACAAAAUAUAGUUCUUUAAUUUAAUAUAUAUUGACAAUAAAUGCAAAGAUCACAUAAACCUUUGAAGGAAUUCCACUGAAGUACAAUGGCCUUAAAACAUAAAAUUUGAAUUUUUUACAUACUUAAAACAAAAAGUAAUUAUGAAACAGCCCCCCCCCCCCCCCCUCGGGAACUAAAUUGAAAAUAAUAUUUUUAUGUUAUUCUUAGCAAGAUUUGAGUGAAAACAUUAAUGGGUCAUUUUUUUAACCAGUUUUUUACAGUUAGAAUAUUUAUGCUGGAAGAAAACAGAGUGAGAGAAUGAUCUGAAAUAUUGCACACAAGUUACUGGUCUAGAAUUGCAUGGAAUAUUAAUCUGGAUCUUGCCAUGUAAAAAAAAACCUUGGUGGACUCCCUUAAAAUUCACAACAACACAAUAGCAAUAAUUUAUUUUUUCUUCUUCAUAUUUAUAUCCUUUGUGAAACCAGAAGAAAAUAUUUAUCAAUAUUGCAGUAAAUUGAGUAUUAUUUUAAAAGUUAGUUGUAUCAUAAUGUGAAACUGUAAAAAAUAGAAUAUAUGUAGCCAGAAACAACAUGUAUUGUUACAUAGAGAAAUCCUUUGUUUAGAUGUGAAGUUGAAUGUAAAGCAUGAAAAAAAGUAAGAAGUUUGCAAAGAUUUUGUUAUUUAAAUUAUUGUGUACUGGCAAACCUGUGUUAAAUACCACCUCUGAAUAAUGGCAGCCUGCAAAUAAAGGCUACUUUUUGAUAAGCCUUCAUUGAAAAAAAUGGAGUAAAAUAACUUCCAAAUAAAGAACAUUUGUCUCGAAAGACAACGUUUUCUCUAUCCUUUGAGUGACCUUAAAUUACAGGUUUGACUGUACAUAUACAUGUGUUUAUGUAACUGCGUUUGUACAAUUUAAGUAUUUUAAUAUUUCUUUUUGUUUUAAAGCAGCAUGCCUCCAGAUUCGUGUUAAUUUUCAUGAAAAUUUUGGAAAUGUCUUUAGAAAGAAAGUAUUAUAAGUUGAAGAAAUAAAGUAAUUUAUAUAUAGCAGUUGGUACGUACAAUCCACAGAAAUUACCAGAAAGUGGUCAACAUAUACAAAAACAGCCCUUACUGUGUUUGUAACACAGUAGAAAUAUGGUAAUAAAAUACUGCAAAAUCAGUCUCAAACCGCAUGUUCAUUCUAAAUGUAACUUUGAUCUUGAAUGUUUUUACUGUUCUUAAAAUUUUAGUACAUUUUGUCUAUAUUUAUUUUGUUGAACUAUUUUGGCUCAUCUGGAGGCAGGCAGCUUUGAAAUAGCCGAA
This is a messenger RNA of Ruditapes philippinarum (Manila clam), 3717 nucleotides long. RefSeq names its product renin receptor-like. The record is from RefSeq and is a predicted model, not a curated record. NCBI's taxonomy places the organism in Eukaryota, Metazoa, Mollusca, Bivalvia, Venerida, Veneridae. Gene Ontology annotation, cellular component: membrane; external side of plasma membrane. Gene Ontology annotation, biological process: positive regulation of Wnt signaling pathway. The transcript is spliced from 8 exons. The coding region runs from base 59 to 1141 and encodes 360 amino acids. Gene Ontology annotation, molecular function: signaling receptor activity.